AUGCACCUGAGCGCACACGAGUCGUGCCAUUCCUUGGUCUUACUUUGCAUCCUCCUGAGGAGUUGCCAAGGCGUGAAGAACGAUGCCACGGAGCUCCUGUUUUCUCAUGUGACCGCAGCAGUGCCGGAGGUUCAGAGCAACGUGUCCCUGAACCGUGCACGGACCGGCGGGAGAGGAGCUGGCAACACGGCGCAAGACAGAGGCGUCGACCAACGAAGCCAAAUCGGAUGCAGAGAGCUCAGAUCCACUAAGUACAUCUCUGACGGCCACUGCACCAGCAUCAACCCCAUCAAGGAGCUGGUGUGCACCGGCGAGUGUCUCCCGGCUCAGAUGCUUCAAAACUGGAUCGGCGGCGCCUACGGCAGGAAGUUCUGGAGUCGCCGGAGCAGCAACCAGGACUGGCGGUGCGUAAAUGACAAGACCCGCACCCAGCGCAUCCAGCUUCAGUGCCACGACGGCAGCACGAGAACGUACAAGAUCACCGUGGUCACCUCCUGCAAGUGCAAGAGGUACUCGAGGCAGCACAACGAGUCCGGCAACAAGUUCGAAGAGCCGGCUGUGUCGCAGCCGCAGCUCCUGCACAAGCACAAGUCCAAGAGCAAGAGGAGGCUGGGGAAGAACCGGCUGAGCGAGAACUGGCACGAGACUGAACCCUGA
This is a messenger RNA of Scomber japonicus (chub mackerel), 657 nucleotides long. RefSeq names its product sclerostin domain containing 1a (gene sostdc1a). The transcript is spliced from 3 exons. Gene Ontology annotation, molecular function: BMP binding. NCBI's taxonomy places the organism in Eukaryota, Metazoa, Chordata, Actinopteri, Scombriformes, Scombridae. The record is from RefSeq and is a predicted model, not a curated record. Bases 1 to 657 code for a protein of 218 amino acids. Gene Ontology annotation, biological process: negative regulation of Wnt signaling pathway; negative regulation of BMP signaling pathway.